Aphanomyces astaci is the source of this 478-nucleotide messenger RNA. RefSeq lists its product as hypothetical. Bases 29 to 403 code for a protein of 124 amino acids. Gene Ontology annotation, molecular function: RNA binding. NCBI's taxonomy places the organism in Eukaryota, Oomycota, Saprolegniomycetes, Saprolegniales, Verrucalvaceae. The transcript has a single exon. The record is from RefSeq and is a predicted model, not a curated record. Gene Ontology annotation, cellular component: U1 snRNP; U2 snRNP; catalytic step 2 spliceosome. Gene Ontology annotation, biological process: spliceosomal snRNP assembly; RNA processing.
UUUGCUCACCACACAGCAGCAAGAAGAAAUGUCCAAGUCGUUGGGAGUGCCGUUGAGCCUGCUGCAUGAAGGCGAGGGACAUGCGAUCACAUUGGAGCUCAAGAACGGAGAAAUUUACAGAGGCCACUUGGUUGAGAGCGAAGACAGUAUGAACUGCCAGCUGAAACAGGUCACAUUGACGGGUCGGGACGGUCAGAUCAGCCGCCUGGAACAGGUCUACGUCCGCGGGAGCCAAGUGAAGCUGUUCAUCUUGCCAGACAUGCUGCAGAAAUCGCCACUGUUCAAAAAGGUCCAAGCAUUGAAGAAACCGGACCAGGACAAGAAGCAUCGAAAGGGCAAGAGCAGCGGCGGGCGUGGACGGGGCCGUGGCCGCGGUGGCCCCCCAAAGCAACCUGCUGCAUGAGCGUCUUCAUCUUUCCCAGUCGAGAUAUCCUUUCAGGCUUGUUAAGAUAUUAAUCUACCUACCCUACCAUCCCCA